Molecule: messenger RNA, 3659 nt
Organism: Histoplasma capsulatum G186AR
Lineage: Eukaryota; Fungi; Ascomycota; Eurotiomycetes; Onygenales; Ajellomycetaceae
Exons: 2
Coding region: 1-3027 (1008 amino acids)
Source: RefSeq, a predicted model, not a curated record
AUGCCACGACCAGGAGGCGCAGGCAGGAAGACUCAUCACGGAAAUCGACAUGAGAACGGCAUCCCAGUUUCCGGGAAAAAGCUCGCCAAGCCAAAGUCAAAUGGCCACUUGAAUGGCAAUCUUAAUGGUGCACCUCCGCCCACACUUUCUUCACCCUCGCUCGUCCCAGCCAUCCAGCCAGGUCAACCUCAGACAAUAGCUCGUACUGGGGAUCACAGGCUGGAUGCAAUGAUGUGCUCGUCAAAGGCGGAAUCAAACGGACGGGCUCAAGCAAACGGAUACGAGAAAGCCAGCACAGUCGUGUCGAAUGGACAUUCAUACACACCAGCAUCGACGAACGGAGCAACGCCAACCACUACCCUCGGGGAACAAACGCGGACAAACGUAGACAAGACAGGCGGAAGCAUCUCAUCGUUGAAGAAAACAUCAUCACCAAGCGGCUCUGUGAACCCGCUCUCCUUGGCCACUGCAAUUCUCAAAUCAUGCCCGAUGUACGACACUAUCGCCAUCCUCAUCUUUCUCCUCCAAUUGCCUCCAAUAGUCUUGACCCUUGUCCAGUUCUUGUUUGCAUCUCUAACCUUCAUGCCUCCUGCUGGCGUUUCUACGAACGUUUUGACUUCGAAUUUCGACAUUUUCCAGGGUCCUGCUGGAACUCCCUCUCUUUCAACAAUGAUCGCCAUGGAUGGGUUUUGUCUCUUGGUUUGGGGCCUCUUUAUGUGGACGUGGGCGCAGAAUUUCGCUAUAGAUCUCGCUCAGGUCCAGGUUGCGAUCACAAUGGGAGGAGGAAGUUCGGGGAAAAAUGAAGGAGUCAAUGCUUUCUGCGUCUUGAUGGUUCUGAUCGUGCAUGUUGUUCGUAGUAAAGGUGUACAAGAUUUUGUCAUAAGUUACCUUUUGUCGGCCAAACUGAUAACCACGGAUACCCUCGCUCAAUAUUCUCACCUGGUUCCUCAAGAAUUCCGACGGAAAGAACCUCCAUCUCCGCCAAGCUGGUUGCGAAGUCUCCUUGCUGUUCAUAUCCUUGCACAAGCAGGCACUGCUAUGGCAAGGCGCUCGAUGGCCAAAAACCGCUCUUCUCCACCGACAAAAUCCGGAAAACGAACUGAUACCGAGGCAUCUGCUGGUUCCCAAACUCAUGUCGAUUCGUCGACGUUCGAAUCUGCCACGAAUGGUUCAUCUAUUUUGACUCCUGAUGGUGCUGUGAUUGGGCCAUCUAUACUGAAAGAAAACCGAGAGCGACUCUCCAGUGCAAAGAAGAGACGAAGACAGGCGAAUCAAGUGAGAAGUAGGCAGCCGUUUUGGGCUGCUUUGGCAAGUACCAAAGUCACCGUGAUGCGAGAGUAUGAUCAUUCACGUAAUGGGACAUGGUCUACUCCUCAUCACCCGAUCACUGAGGACGAUGCCGAGGGAUUUCCCUUGGAUGAUGGGUUUAUAUGGAUUACGCAGGUCGAUAAUUCUUCGAUUAAGUUCGCGGCAAGUGAUUUUGCUCAGGUUGAUGAUGCCAUGUACGACAAUAGAGAUCAGGAUAUUCGUGCGGAGCCUUUCUAUAUUAGGGUAAACGGUGCUCAUUGGGCGACUGUUACCCUUUCUAAAGUUUCUAAGAACGCAGGUGAACCCGCACUUGUCUGCUGGAGAGGGGAAAUUUCUGGGCUGGCGCCAGAUUGUGCGUACACUUGCAGCUUCAUUCGCUACGAUACCGACGAAGCUAUCUGUGUUAUGAGUGUGAAAACACCACCCACUCCUGACACAGACCAAGCACUCUCCGCCGUUAAUAUCUCGCCGUCGCCACGACAAUCUCUUCGGCCCUCUUCUCCCACAACUACCAUCAAAAAUUCCAUUGCCAAUGCUGAGGCAAAGCUGAAUGAACGUCGUGCUCGCCUAAAGCGGUCAAAAAAUGAUCACAAGCUACUUAUUUCCAGGUUGAAGAAAGAGGUUGAUAACUUCAAUACGCGUCUCAGUGGUGCUUCCGAUGAAAACCGACAAAGACAAAGAUUGCUACAACUUGAACGGACCAUUAAACAAACCGAAGAAGCCACUGCUGCAAUUGACAUUCAGUUACUGAAUCUGGAAGAUGUCCCGCAAAAUGAACUAGAAGAGUGGAAUUCUCGAAAGUGUGUCUUUGAUCAAGAGAUGGAUCGUGUAAAAUCGCUCAAGGAGGAGGUGGACAAUGCAAGGAUCAUGGCCAGCCGUAGUGUAGCUUCAGCAAAAUCAGAACUGACCUCGGUCAUCCAGAAGCGUGAACGACUACAAGGGCGCCGACAACGACUGACUGAACAGCAUGAGCGCAUUACUAGUGCUAAUAGCCAGGGUCUCAAUGAGCGGGAACGGAGGUCGGCGGAACAGCUUGCAAAGGAACGAGAACGUGCUAGUAUCGAAAAAACUUUCAACGACCAAUUAACAAGCAUUACUCGGUCAAUUCAGGAUUAUCAGAUUCGGACAACCCACAUCUGGCAGCAAGUCUCUGCCGUCGAGCAAGGAAACCACCAGCAACAAAUGCUGAUGACUGCAGGCCCCCUCACACCGGAAGGUGAUCUGCCAGGAACAAAUCCCCCACCCCCUGAAGCUAGCACAUCUACGAUGUCCCCUAUGCCCUCGACUACGAGGUCUCUUUCAGGCGCAAUGUACACGUCUGUUGGGACCAAUGAAGCGACAGGGCUUACUGACCGCCAAACUUCGAUUUCUCCAGUUGUGGCAACUUCACACUUAAGUGUGGAGCAGCAACCAUACCCUUCCUCUCCAUUAGUUACUGCAGCCCCUUUCUUUGGACCGGAACUAAGGACGCACCGCCAUCGAUCACUCUCCAAUUUCUCUGGUGUUAACAUGCCGGUAGACCAGGUCAUGCCAAUGCGACUACGAGACUCACCUGAUUCUACAGAGGAGAUUAACCUGAAACGUGCAAUGCAUUUUGGACUAAAUACUCGCCGGUUUACUAGAGCAGGUAGCCAAGGCAGCGCUAGUGGUAGCGGAACCGGCUCUGGCAGCGGAAGUGGGAGUCCUCAUUCCAGUCGAGAGAAACCGAGUUGGUGCUAAGGGUUGUGAAACGUCGACCACCGUUGCUCUUCCUCGUCCCCUUGCGCACUAUUAUUAUUUCGGUUGUUAUCAGUAUUGCAUUGACGUCCGCUUUCAUCUUCUUCCUUGCCUCCUCUCACAUUGCCCAACAUUUAGUCUGCUUUCGAUGAAAAGGGAAGUUAGCGGCGCAGCGCUCUAGUGGAACUAGAAAUCCCUAUGCAAACCUACGCGCUUUAACUCUUUUCGAUAUUGUUACUGCCCGUCUUCGCCUAUCCAGGUACCAAGUCUUCAAUUCAAACUUUUCAAUCCAGCCUCCCACCAUAUAGAAUGCUUCGUAUCUGGUACUUUUCGAAGAUUCUUAUAUGCAUUGGAUUCCGGUUUCCUGUGUGGUUGGACAAACUCCGCAAGUUGGGACUCAGGAAUACUUACAAGGGCAAGUAGAAGGAUAUGCAAAGACAAGGAGGAUUUCCCUUACCGAGAGCUUGCAUGACUCUCUUCGUCGUUCUUAAUCAUUAGACGAUGUGAGAAGGAAAUCCGCUACUCAUUUAGGAGGAGGAGGAUAAAUAAAAGCACUCUCCGCAGAUAAAUUUUGAUUCCACCAGCGCUGUUUUAGGCAUCAGACGACUUGAGCAAAAAUAUAUUUUUAAACCAUC